AAGCGUGGAGGAUAGCGGGGAAAUAAAAAUGAAGAACCCAAUAUUUUGAAUUCCUAUCUAUCUAAGAAGAUUUUUAACAGGGUUUCAAAGGAAAUACGCAGUGAUUUUAAAUCUCCCGAAGAAAACACGAGCGGAGGCGGAAAAAACGUGCAAAAUGAACCAACGGAUGGCCGCAUUCUAAGCAAAUGGGCCAUGGAUUCAAUCGAUCCGUGUUUGAAACUAACUUAGCCGUUGAGUGACAACGGAAGGAAAAUUCAAAUUUCAUGGAGCGUGAAAAAGCAUGAUUAUAUAUAACUCUCAGCAUUUGUAGACCAGUCUGGUUUUUUUUUUCACAUUGUGUUGGGUAGUCUGGUAGAGGAUGACGAGGCAAAGCAGAAGGUAGGAUCAGGAAAUAGCAACUGAAUGAGGGCAACAUUCUUCUUCCAGCUGGUCAGGGCACUGACAAUGGAUUCAUGGGUAGGUCCAUUUCUCAGAGGAGGCCUUACUAAGCACUACAUGACUCCCUCUGAAACUGCUCACAGGUGGAUGACAUUGUUUUACUCAGGAAAAAAGUAUGUGGAGUGGGACAUCUUAAUUCUAGGAUUGUCUGUGGGUUGUAGAAACACAGAGAAGCUGCAUUCAUUGAAGUUGACGUGUUUGGUGAGGUUGACAGGAAUGAUUACAAAUGGGACCUGGGUGGCAGACAGCAAGCUCACAACCCUUCUCUGCAACUUCCUCAAUGACAGUGGCAACAUGUUGCAGCAAAAAAACUGUAGUUUGAUAAGAAGGAUCCUAAGCAGUUUUUUGAAUUAGUAGUUCAUCAUGGUGUAUUAAAAACGAAUUAGGCUUGCACCAUUUAUUUAGUUAUAUUUUGGUCAAGCGUAUUGACUUGAUAGCAUUGUAACAUGUACAAAUAUGGUGUUUAAUAAAAAAAUUAUUGGAAGGGGUUAAAACCCCUUCUAAAGACUGAAGGGAAUAGUCACUGGCCAUGGUUAUUCCUUGAAGUCGUGUUUUUUGACAACUUAAAGAAUGGUCGAUAGGCCAAGACCAUUCUUUAAGUUUUGCAUCUCACUUUCUUUGCAUAUGUUUUUGUUAGUUUAUUUUU
Molecule: messenger RNA, 1084 nt
Organism: Cryptomeria japonica (Japanese cedar)
Lineage: Eukaryota; Viridiplantae; Streptophyta; Pinopsida; Cupressales; Cupressaceae
Exons: 6
Coding region: 403-792 (129 amino acids)
Source: RefSeq, a predicted model, not a curated record